AUGGCAAGGAAGCAGACCCUGGUUCUUGUGAUGAUUGUUGUUAUAUACUGCGACGCCCGUUUACAGGACAGCUACUCAAAGUUACAAUAUGGACACAGACUGGAUAGAAAGAUGAUAGACUCUUUUGUUAACUUCAGUAUUUUAGACUGUGCUGAGGAGUUGGAAAACUUCCCAAAGGAUUGCCAAGAUAUACUGUGGGCAGGCAAUACAGAGAGCAAAGUAUACAUAAUCUAUCCACUGGGAAGUGGAGAUUUAGAGGUUUUCUGUGACCAGCAUACAGACGGGGGAGGAUGGACGGUUAUUCAGAGGCGAAUGGAUGGAACGGUGGACUUUUUAAGAGAGUGGAAUGACUACAAAUACGGAUUUGGGAAUAAAACAGGAGAAUACUGGCUUGGUAACCACGGAAUAUAUGAAAUAGUUCAGCAAGGCAACUACGAACUUAGGAUAGAUAUGUCUGAUUUCAAUGAAGAAAGAAGAUACGCUCUUUACAAAAGUUUCUCUAUCGGAGAUGAAAACCAUGGUUACGCUCUUCACGUCAGAGAUUACGAUGGAACAGCAGGUGAAUCCUUGAUCAAUCCCCACAACGGAAAACAGUUCGACACAAUAGACCACUACAAUUCAAAUAAUUGUGCUUAUCGUUACAAAGGGGCUUGGUGGUAUAACAAAUGUCAUGCAUCCAAUUUGAAUGGAAUGUACCUUGCUGGUAAUCACACGUCGUAUGCAGAUGGUAUCAACUGGUUUGCUUGGCAUGGAUAUUAUUACUCACUGAAGACCACCGAGAUGAAAGUUAGGAGACUUUGAAAAAGUGACGCAUGUGUGUAAGAGUUUGGGCGAGGAUUUAUGUCACAUCAUACCAAUCACACUAAUCAACAUAUCAACCUUAUAGUGAAAUACAAAUAAAAAAGAUUACCUUGUGUAUGGUUAACGAUUGUAAGCACUGUGAUUUACUAUAGUAGAUUUGCUGAUACUUUGAUUCAUUACAGUACAGAUAGUGAUCUUAUAAUUCCUCGGAGGUAAGCUUUGGUACUUUGAUUUAUUAUUUUUCACACAAAUGUUGCUCAUGUAGAAAACUAAAACAGAAAAGUUUGAGAUUUCAUUUACUGUGAAGACGGAAUUUGAAAAUCCUUAUUUGACUUACUUUAGUAAAAAACAAUAAUUAUUUGCAAUAUAUUUUUUUCUCUCAAAAAGUGAAGAUAAGGAAGUGUUUAAUCUCACAUAUCUUACAAACAAAAUUAAGAGUUGGGAAAACACAGACCCCUGGAUACAUCAGGUGUGUAGAUCGGGUGUGUAGGACAAGCACAGAUCCCUUGUUGAUCGGUUACACCCGCCAUUAUCUCUAUAUCCUGUAUUGGUGUAUCUAGGUAGCCAGGUUUGUCCUGUUGUCGUCAUUGUAUGCUUUGUACGAUUUAUGAAAUGUGUCACUUUAUGGCAUCUUCUCCCUGUUCAUGAUUACUUUUAUGAUAUAUAGAUUUGUUAUAGAAACUCUAUUCAUUAAAAAGUAAGUUUGGGGUAUAAAUAUCAGUUGCCAAACGGCAUAUUUUUCUGUAUCUGAAUCUAUAUCAUGGAGUUGAGAAAACGCAACGACCUGUGCAUGGUUAUACUGGCUUUGGUAGAUUAGACCUAUCUACAAUGUAUUUUAUGCAAAGUGAUCAAAGUAUCGGUCGUGAAGAUGUAAUUAUGAACAUAUAAUAUUAGAAAUAACCCAAUAACCUACUUACAUUUUUCUAACACAUAUUCAAAAAUAGCUAUAUUGACUACUGUGUUCUAGAUUGUACAAGGUGUGUUUAAGUUAGAAAAUAUUUGAUGAGACUAUAUCUUUCGUUAGUAACACGGAUGCAUGCGACCUUUAAACCACCUUUAUACAGUGGUAUAUCACUAUUAUAGUGCAAUCCUGCUGUAUUUUCAGCCAAAUUACAUGUUGGUCGAUUACAUUGCAAGUCAUGGUAGGUAUAAAAACGAUCAAUAGUUGGCAUGCUUACAUUUUACCAAAUUUUCUACCUUUCCUUUUAAUAAUGCGAACAAGCUUUUUAAGACGAACGUUACAGUUUUAGCAUAGCAACCACUAAUUGUGGUAAUAUUCAAGCAUGGUUGAAUCUCACCUUGUCUAACACAUGUGCACAAAUCGUUGUUCGUAAUAACUUUUAACUCGCAUUGUAAGAGGUUUGUCGAAUUUAUCAAGGGAAAGGUUGCUUUUGCCAGCAUGGUUACAGGUAUGGAGAUCCGUUGUGACAACUCAUGGAUGUACGCCUGUGAUGAAUUUGUUUUAUUCGUGUCAUAGGAUACUAAUCAUGACAUAGUUCGAUGUUGUAUCAAUGUAUUUGUGAUUUACAUGUAGUGUUGAUUAUCCAGAUCGUUUUUAUUAGCAUCAUCCAUUAAUUUAAUGAUAACUGCAAAUGUUGAAUUAAACCUGUACCAAGUAUUCCUCUUUUUGUGUC
This is a messenger RNA of Ostrea edulis (European flat oyster), 2435 nucleotides long. RefSeq names its product fibrinogen C domain-containing protein 1-B-like. Bases 1 to 801 code for a protein of 266 amino acids. The record is from RefSeq and is a predicted model, not a curated record. Lineage: Eukaryota; Metazoa; Mollusca; Bivalvia; Ostreida; Ostreidae. The transcript has 5 exons.